AUGCAUUUUCGCCCAUUACAAUUUAUCACGGGUUUUCUAUUUCAACGCUCAAUUUUCCAGCCUGCUCGAUUUUUUUUUAUAUUCCUCACGUUCAAGAUUCUCCGUCGAUUUUUUCUUACAUUUUUUUUUUUUCCUGCGUUGAUAUUUUGGCGACUCUCUCUCUCUCUCUUCGCGACAUUCUAUAUUGGCGUCUCUCUCUCUCUCUCUCUCUCUCUCGCUCUUCGCGACAUUCUAUAUUGGCGUCUCUCUCUCUCUCUCUUCGCGACAUUCUAUAUUGGCGUCUCACUCUCUCUCUUCGCGACAUUCUAUAUUGGCGUCUCACUCUCUCUCUUCGCGACAUUCUAUAUUGGCGUCUCACUCUCUCUCUUCACGACAUUCUAUAUUGGCGUCUCACUCUCUCUCUUCACGACAUUCUAUAUUGGCGUCUCUCUCUCUUCACGACAUUCUAUAUUGGCGUCUCUCUCUCUCUCACGACAUUCUCUCUCUCUCUCUUCGCGACAUUCUAUAUUGGCGUCUCUCUCUCUCUCUCUCUCUCUCUCUUCGCGACAUUCUAUAUUGGCGUCUCUCUCUCUCUCUCUCUUCGCGACAUUCUAUAUUGGCGUCUCUCUCUCUCUCUCUCUUCGCGACAUUCUAUAUUGGCUCUCUCUCUCUCUCUCUCUUCGCGACACUCUAUAUUGGCGUCUCUCUCUCUCUCUCUUCGCGACAUUCUAUAUUGGCGUCUCUCUCUCUCUCUUCGCGACAUUCUAUAUUGGCGUCUCUUUCUCUCUCUUCGCGACAUUGUAUAUUGGCGUCUCUCUCUCUCUCUCUCUCUCUUACUCUCUCUUCGUGACAUUGUAUAUUGGCGUCUCUCUCUCUCUUCGUGACAUUGUAUAUUGGCGUCUCUCUCUCUCUUCGUGA
Acanthosepion pharaonis is the source of this 897-nucleotide messenger RNA. The record is from the annotation of a GenBank genome assembly. NCBI's taxonomy places the organism in Eukaryota, Metazoa, Mollusca, Cephalopoda, Sepiida, Sepiidae.